GCAAAGUGAAAACAGUGCUGACGAAGGGAUUGGCAAGUGUUGGUAAAACAUUUCAAACAAAGUUGUUCAUGGUAGAUUGGGCAAAACAAAAAUCCAACAAAGAGAUAGACUUGAUUGUGUCACUUAACUUUGAUGCGCUGAAAUCAAGAAAGGAAGAUCAAAGUCUCAAAGAUCUGAUUCGUCAGUCCCUCAAUGAGGAUGAACAAAGAGUUUACAACUACAAACAGUGUAAAGUAGUUUUUGUCCUUGAUGGCUUGGAGACAUGUGAACUUCCUCUGGACUUCCAAAAGAACGAGAAACUGACGGAUAUCAAAAAGAAAGCCUCGAUGGAUGUGCUGCUAACAAACCUCCUCAAGGGGAAUUUGCUUCCCUCUGCUAAGCUGUGGAUCCUCUCCCAACCAUCAGGAGUUAACAAGAUUCCUCCUGAUUACAUUAAGAAAGUCACAGAAUGCCGAGAGACAAAGCGAUGGCAGAAGCUGACUAAAGCCCUGCGUGAAAGAAUUCUCAGAGAAAACCCUCAAGAAGAAGACAUUGAUCAUCCAAACCAGAAAAACAUAGAGCAUGUUGUGAGAAAAGAUCGAAGUGGUGAGGAUGAUAGUGAAGAGAAAAAUGGACACACUCAAGCUAAAUCUCUGACACGAGUCAAUGGAGGAUCGGACAUCUUUAUAGAAACAAACGGGAAAAAAAUCAGAACUGUGCUGACCACCACAGAAGCUGGAAUAGAAAAAUCUUUCCAUGUGCAGAAAUUCUUAAGAGAGUGGGCGAAAAAUGACAGGAAGUCACCUUUAAGGGAUAACAUCAUAAUUCAACUUAACCUCCUAAAGCUGAAUUUCAAAGAAGAAGUCAGUUUGAUGGGACUUCUUAAUCGUUUCUUCAAUGAAACUAAAAGAGUUGUGAUCUCUACCUCUGACCAGUUCCCAGUGUUAUUUGUCUUGGAGGGUUUAGAAGUUUACCAACCUGCUCUUGACUUUGACAUUAAAGACACAGUAACUGAUGUCAGGGAGCCAGCUUCACUGGAUGUGCUACUGACGAACCUCAUCAGAGGAACCCUGCUUCCUUCUGCCAGAAUCUGGAUAACCUUCCCACUGAAGUUGCCUGAUGCGUGUGUCGACAGGAUCACACAAAUACGAUGCAAGCCUGAUAUUGCAAGUCAAAAGAUGCUCAAAUCUCAGCUGAAGGAGGAAUAUUCCCAUGUACCUGAGGGGACCGAUAUGCAGAAACCCUCCGCUCUCCUGAAUGAGAUCUACACAGACCUCUACAUUAUUGAGGGAGAGAGGGGAGAGGUCAAUGCUCAGCAUGAGAUCCGACAAGUUCAAGAUGCAAAGUUCAAACCAGAGGGAGAAGAAAUAAUGAUUAAAUAUCAUGACAUCUUCAAACCUACUCCUGGAGUAGAUAUACCCAUUAGAACUGUGCUGACGAUGGGAGUGGCCGGCAUCGGAAAGACGUUUGCCACAAAGAAGUACAUGCUGGACUGGGCUGAGGACAAGACCAACGGGGACAUAAAUUAUAUGUUUCCACUCUCUUUUAGGGAACUAAAUUUGAGAAAAGAGCAAGAGCUCAGUUUGGAAGAACUCCUUCAUCAGUUUUUCCCAACUAUGAGGACAUCAGAAAUAAUGAACUAUAACCAGUACAGAAUCCUGGUUGUCCUGGAUGGUCUUGACGAAUGUCGCCUUGAUCUUGACUUCAACAAAAGAACAGAAUGGAAAGAAAUGACAAAGCGAACCUCAAUCGAUGUUCUGCUGACAAACCUCAUCCAAGGAAACCUGCUUUCCAAAGCUCAGAUCUGGAUCACCUCCCGACCUGCAGCAUCCAACCACAUCCCUGCUGAUAAAGUAGACCGCGUUACAGAGGUACGAGGAUUCAAUGACGAGCAGAAGGAGGAGUAUUUCAGGAAGAGAUUCAGUGAUAAAGAGUUGGCUGAGAAAAUCUUGUCACAUGUCCAACAAUGUCGGAGCCUUUACAUCAUGUGUCACAUCCCUGUCUUCUGUUACAUCACGGCGAAGGUUCUGGAGGACUUUGUGAUCAGAAAGAUGGAAGGAAGGAUGCCCAAGACAAUGACUGACAUGUACAUACACUUCAUAAUGUUGCAGUGCAGACAGGCGAAUGUGAAGUACGGGGAAGAGGUGACAGUUGAGACUUAUGACGAGCCUUCGUGCUGGAAUACAACAAACAAGGAAACAAUCAUGUCUCUGGGAAAAUUGGCUUUUGAUGGGCUCCAGGAAGGAAACCUUCUGUACACCGAAGAGAACUUGACAGACUGCGCCGUUGACAUCGAAAAAACUGCCGUCUUCUCAGGAUUGUUCACACAGGUCACACGAGAAACCUCUGGGCUGUACCCACACAAAUUGUUUUGCUUUAUCCAUCUGAGCGUUCAAGAGUUCCUGGCAGCUUUUCACGUCUUUCUACAAUUCAAUAACACAGGAGAAAAUCUGCUUGCGGUGCCUUCUCCAACUGUUGGAGACUCGCCUGCAGACUUCUACAAGACAGCAGUGGACAAGGCUUUAGACAGUAAAACUGGAGAAUGGGAUUUGUUCCUCCGUUUCCUGUUAGGCUUGUCUCUGGAGACAAAUCAGAAUCUACUGGAAGAACUGCUGAAGAAGACAAAAGAUAACGACAAAAUCCACAAGGAAACCAUCGGGUACAUAAAAGAAAAGAUCAGGGAAGAGAAUAGUGAUGCUGAUAAGAAUCUCAAUCUGUUCCACUGUCUGAAUGAGCUGAAUGACCACUCUCUUGUAGAAGAAGUGAAAGCGUACCUGCAAUCAGAGACAGCCACAUUUGAAGAGUUCUCCACCUCCCAGUGGUCAGCUCUGACCUUUGUGCUGCUCACAUCAGAUGAGAAGUUUGAUGUGUUUGAUCUGAAAAGGUACCUGAAAUCAGAGAAAGUUCUUUUGGGAAUGUUGCCGGUGGUUAAAGUCUCCAAAACAGCUUUGCUGAGCUGGUGUGAGCUCUCUGAGGAGUCCUGCAGAGGUCUCACGUCCUCAGUGUUCUGCUCCCCGUCCUCUAAUCUGACAGAGCUGGACCUGAGUCAUAACGACCUGUUGGAUUUGGGUGUGGAGAUGCUUGCGGGAGGCCUGCAGAGUCCACAUUGUAGGCUGGAGAUUCUCAAGCUGUUAGGUUGUCAGGUGACGGAGAAAGGCUGCUCCUCCCUGGCAUCUGCACUCAAGUCCAAUAAGGCCUCCACCCUAAAACAGUUGGAUCUGAGCUACAAUCACCCGGGAGUCAAUGGGAAGGCAAUGCUGAAGGCUAUAGUUGGAGAUCCAAGAAUGAGCUUGAAGAAACUCUGUUUGGACCACGAUGGAGCACAUCGGUUAAAGGCAGGACUGAAGAAGUAUGGCGAUGAUCUGAAGCUGGAUGAAAGUACUGCAAGCAAGAGGCUCAGUCUGUUUGAUGGAGGCAGGAAAGCAAAAACUGUACAACUGGUGAAGGAGAAAGUAGAGCAUCCUAAAACCAACAACAGAUUUAAGAGGACUCAGGUGUUUUGUGAGAAAGGCCUAAACGGUCUCUGCUACUGGGAGGUGGAGUGGCAAGGGGAGGUCGGUAUCGCAGUGGCAUACAGUACGGUGGGUAGAAAAUGGGACAGAAGUGGUGGCCUGGGAUGCAAUGAGGAGUCCUGGAGCCUGCUCUGCUCUGGGACUAGAUACACUGCAAUUCAUGGAAAGACGUCCAAAGAUGUCAAACCCAACAACAGAAAGACAUCCAAAGAUGUUGAGCCUAACAUCAAAAAGACGUCCAAAUGUGUUGAGGCUAACACGAAGAGGACGUCCAAAGGUGUUGAGCCUAACAUCAAAAAGACUUCCAAAAGAGUUGAGGCUAACAUCAAGAGGACGUCCAAAGGUGUUGAGCCCAACGACCAGAAGAAGUACGAAGAUGUUGAACCCAACAAUGGGAAGACAUUCAAAGAUGUUGAGCAUAAGGACAAGAAGACAUCUCAAGAUGUUGAGCCCAACGACCAGAAGAAGUACGAAGAUGUUGAGCCCAACAAUGGGAAGACAUUCAAAGAUCAUAACGACGAGAGUACAUCCAAAGCUGUUAAUCUUAAAGAGAACGAGCACUGCUGCAAAAAAAUAGGUGUUUUUCUGGAUUGGGAAGCCGGUACUCUGUCUUAUUACUGUGUCAAACCUGAAAAGAAGGUGCUCAUACACACCUUUCAUAACAAAUUCACAGAACCUGUCUUCCCAUGCUUCUGGUUUAAGACAGGCUCUGUGACUUUGUGUAGUGAUCCGUAGAUGAUCUACACUAUUAUAUUUCAAAGCCAUGAGGUGAAAAUCAUUUCAAAACCAUGAGGGGGAAUGCGGACAGGUUUAAGAAAUGUAUAUUUUCUACCCGACGUUAAUAGAUUUUAGCCCAUUGAGGUCCUGUCUUUACAAGCUGCUUCAUCGUUUAAAUAAAACUACUUCUUCACCAAACCUUUGAAACUGAGGUAAACAUUGAGUUCUAGGUCCACAUGACAGACAGCAUAAAAGCAACAUACCUGUUUGAUUCAAUUAGAAUAUUUCCUGUUAAUUGACAACACGUUCAGACAUUACACAGGCUGUCACACCUGUAUGUCAAGUUGAGUUUUCGUCCUGUCUCCACGGUUGUUUUGUGACUUCCUGUUUUAUUUUGGAAAUGAACUCUCCUCUCGUUUCAGGUUCCUUGCCCUUCCUCAUGUGUCACCCCCGAUUCCUGAUUGUUUCCACCUGUUCACACACUUCCCUCAUGUGUACUUAUAGUCUGCGUCUCCCCUUGUCCUGUGCCAAGUGCGUCAUGUCAGUUUGUCCUGCACAUCCGAAUUGAGUAUUCUGUUGUAUCCUCGGUAAGAGAGAUUUUGGUUUUUGCAUUUGAUUUUUUGAACGUUUCAGCUCUUCAUUUAUUCAGAGCAAUUUACGCUUUCCCCAUUGUUUAGUAUUGCCCAGCGCUACUGGUCAAGCGGAGUGUUUCCCCCGUCCAUCCCUCUUCGGAGGAGUUUUUUGUUUCCAAAGUUUCUCCUGAUUUUUGUUGGAGAAUAAAAGAACUGUC
Messenger RNA from Pungitius pungitius (ninespine stickleback), 4998 nucleotides. Its product is annotated as NLR family CARD domain-containing protein 3-like. The transcript is spliced from 7 exons. Lineage: Eukaryota; Metazoa; Chordata; Actinopteri; Perciformes; Gasterosteidae. Gene Ontology annotation, biological process: intracellular signal transduction. Gene Ontology annotation, molecular function: protein binding. The coding region runs from base 69 to 4226 and encodes 1385 amino acids. The record is from RefSeq and is a predicted model, not a curated record.